Molecule: messenger RNA, 9115 nt
Organism: Labrus bergylta (ballan wrasse)
Lineage: Eukaryota; Metazoa; Chordata; Actinopteri; Labriformes; Labridae
Source: RefSeq, a predicted model, not a curated record
ACCUGUAGAGUCCGAUGAUCAUGUGACAGAAUGGAGGCGUCGCUGUUCAGCCGCUCAGCACAUAAACACACCACCAGGAAACCUAUUUCACAAUAAACGGAUUUAAGGAGACAACCCAUUACGAUCAUCUCAGUGGGAAACCAUUAUUUCCUUACAUCGCAAUGAAAUGAGGGGAGCAUGGGGGCCAAAGAGUCGAGGAUAGGAUUCCUGUCGUAUGACGAGGCCGUCAAGAGAGUCACGGAUGUGGAAUUGAAGCGUCUGAAAGAUGCCUUCAAGAGAACCAGCGGCAUCACCUAUUACAUGACCCAGCAGUGCUUCUACAGGGAAGUGCUGGGAGAUGGAGUUCCCCUUAAAGUUGCAGAGGUGAUCUACAGCUCAUUUGGAGGCUCGUCCAAAGGGCUUCAUUUCAACAAUCUGAUUGUGGGUCUGGUGCUCCUGACUCGAGGACGCGAUGAGGAGAAAGCAAAGUACCUCUUCAGCCUGUUUGCCAGUGAUCUGGGUGGAUAUGCUGCCAGGGAAGACAUUGAAGGCGUUCUGCAGGUUCUGGAUGGAGAAGUCCCAACAUCCCUCAAGAAGUGCUUCAGUGAGGGCGACAAAGUGAACUAUGAGCGCUUCAAGAGCUGGCUCCUACAGAACAAGGAGGCGUUCACUUUGUCCAGAUGGCUUCUGUCUGGAGGAGUGUGUGUCACGCUCACCGACGACAGCGACACACCAACUUUCUACCAGACCCUCGCUGGUGUCACACACUUGGAGGAGUCCGACAUUAUAGACUUGGAGAAGCGCUACUGGCUGCUGAAAGCUCAGUCCAGAACUGGACGCUUUGACUUGGAAACCUUCGUCCCGCUGGUCUCUCCUCCUAUCCACGCCUCCCUGAGUGAAGGCUUGUUUCACGCCUUUGACGAGAACCGGGACAAUCACAUCGACUUUAAAGAGAUCUCUUGUGGACUGUCUGCAUGCUGCAGGGGGCCGGUGGCUGAAAGGCAGAAAUUUUGCUUCAAAGUGUUUGAUGUUGACCGUGACGGGGUUCUGAGUCGAGAUGAGCUGCAUGAAAUGGUCGUGGCCUUGCUGGAGGUGUGGAAGGACAAUCGCACAGACACACUGCCUGAGCUGCACAGUAGUGUGUCCGACAUCGUAGAGGGCAUCCUGAAGAUGCACGACACAACCAAGUUGGGUCAUCUGACCCUGGAGGAUUAUCAGAUCUGGAGUGUGAAGAGCGCUUUGGCCAAUGAGUUCCUAAACCUGCUCUUCCAGGUCUGCCACAUUGUCCUGGGGCUUCGGCCUGGUACUCCUGAGGAGGAGGGACAAAUCAUCAGGGGUUGGCUAGAGAGGGAGAGCAGACAUGGGCUGCAGCAGGGUCAGAACUGGUUCCUCAUCUCCAUGCUGUGGUGGCAGCAGUGGAAGGACUACGUUCAAUAUGGCAGUCCCUGCGUUUCUCUUCCUGUGCAGGAGCAUAAGGGCAUCGUGGUGGAGCAGCCGUCCAUCCUGGGCUCGCUGCGGACCCCCAUGGCCACAGCCACCGUGGAGCCCAGUCCACCAGACAGACUGGGAGGACUGGGAACCUUCAGCCAGGUCAGCCCUUCUGAGGAGAGGUCACCCGAUGCUGUGUCCAGCGCCUCGGAGGCUACAGAGAGCGCAGCCCUGAGCCCGCAGGUAGUUCCCUCUGCCACCGAGAGUUGUUUCGCCCGACAGCACAACGUGUCAGACAACAACAAUCAGUGUUUUUCUGGAGCUAACGGACACCUCCCCUCCCAGCUGGCAGCACAAAGACCUGGCGCCAUCGACAACCAGUCUCUGGUCAAUACUGACCCCAUGAAGGCCCCCACGUUAACCAUGGAGGGCGGCCGGCUGAAGCGCACCCUGCAGCUGCCGCAUGGCAGAGACUUUGAGACGGUGCCAGAGCCGGUGUGGCGGGCACUCUACCACUGGUACGGUGCCAACCUAAGCCUGCCGAGACCGGUGAUCCUGGAGAGCAAGACAGGCCAAGCAGAGCUGGAGCUCUUCCCCCGCUUCCUCCUCUUCCUCCGCCAGCAGCCGGCCACGCGCUCCCCCCAGUCCAACAUCUGGGUCAAUAUGGGUAUGACCAGUCUGCGAAUGUUCCCUCCGUAUUUACCCGCAGCAAGAGCGGGCAGCGUGCCCUCGCCCAACGCUCCUCUGAAGAGGGUGCUGGCCUACACAGGCUGCUUCAGCCGCAUGGGCACCAUCAAAGACAUCCACCUGUACCUGUCCCAGAGACUCCGCAUCAAAGAGGAGGACAUGAGACUCUGGCUCUACAACAGUGAGAACUACCUCACCCUCCUGGACGAUGAAGAUCACACACUGGAGAGCCUGAAGAUCCACGAUGAGCAGCAGCUGGUCAUUGAAGUCAGGAACAAAGACAUGAGCUGGCCUGAAGAAAUGUCCUUCAUUGCAAACAGUAGUAAGAUGGACAGACACAAAGUCCCAACUGAAAAAGGAGCCACUGGCCUCAGUAACCUCGGCAACACGUGCUUCAUGAACUCCAGUAUUCAGUGUGUGAGCAACACCAAGCCCCUCACGGACUACUUCAUCUCUGGGAGACACCUGUACGAGCUCAACAGAACAAACCCCAUUGGGAUGCGGGGUCACAUGGCCAAGUGUUACGGUGACCUGGCGAUGGAGCUGUGGAGCGGGACGCAGAAGAAUGUGGCUCCGCUGAAGCUCAGGUGGACGAUAGCUAAGUACGCCCCGCGCUUUAACGGCUUCCAGCAGCAGGACUCUCAGGAGCUGCUGGCCUUCCUACUGGACGGUCUCCACGAAGACCUGAACCGGGUGCAUGAGAAACCGUACGUGGAGCUGAAGGACAGCGACGGCAGGCCAGACUGGGAGGUCGCCUCUGAGGCGUGGGAGAACCACCUGCGCAGGAACCGCUCCAUCGUGGUGGAUCUGUUCCACGGUCAGCUCAAGUCGCAGGUAAAGUGUAAGACCUGCGGACACAUCAGCGCUCGCUUCGACCCUUUCAACUUCCUGUCCCUGCCGCUGCCCAUGGACAGCUCCAUGCACCUGGAGAUCACAGUGAUUAAACUGGACGGCUCCACACCUGUGCGAUACGGCCUGAGGCUGAACAUGGACGAGAAGUACACGGGGCUGAAGAAACAGCUGAGUGAACUGUGCAGUCUGAAGCCGGAGCAGAUCCUCCUGGCUGAGGUCCACACCUCCAACAUCAAGAACUUCCCUCAGGACAACCAGAAGGUGCGUCUGUCUGUCAACGGCUUCCUGUGUGCAUUUGAGAUCCCCGUGCCGGGUUCGCCGACGUCUCUGAGCUCACCUACCCUGACAGAAAUCACCCCAAUCGCUAACGGUUCAGCUGCUAACGGGAUCCCGGGAAACAAACCUGUCCUCAUCCCCAACGGAGGGCCCAACACGAUGGUCCCCUGCAGCCCGGAGAUGCCGUUUGCCAACGGGAUCGCCAACGGACACAUCACACCGGUGCAGGAGAGCCCCUUCAUUGGAUACAUCAUCGCCAUGCACAGAAGAUGGUGAGAGGGCAAAAGUAUGCGCACGGAGCUCUACUUUUUGUCGUCUCAGAAGAACCGGCCCAGUCUGUUCGGCAUGCCGCUCAUCGUCCCCUGCACGGUCCACACCAAUAAGAAGGAUCUUUACGACGCCGUCUGGAUCCAAGUGUCCCGCCUGGCGAGCCCGCUGCCCCCACAGGAAGCCAGCAACCACGCCCAGGACUGUGAUGACAGUAUGGGCUACCAGUACCCCUUCACCUUGCGGGUCGUUGGUAAAGACGGUAACUCGUGUGCCUGGUGUCCCUGGUACAGGUUCUGUCGGGGUUGCACCAUCGAGUGUUGUGAUGACAGAGCGUCUGUAGGAAACGCUUACAUCGCUGUGGACUGGGACCCCACCGCCCUGCACCUCCGCUACCAGACCUCCCAGGAGAGGAUCGUAGAAGAGCACUGCAGUGUGGAGCAGUCCCGCCGCACCCAGGCCGAGCCCAUCAGCCUGGACAGUUGUCUGAAGGCCUUCACCAGCGAGGAGGAGCUGGGCGAAGACGAGCUCUAUUACUGCUCCAAGUGCAAGACACACCGACUCGCCACCAAGAAGCUGGACCUCUGGAGGCUGCCCCCCAUCCUGAUCGUCCACCUGAAGCGCUUCCAGUUUGUGAACGGCCGCUGGAUCAAGUCCCAGAAGAUCGUAAAGUUCCCGCGGGAGAACUUUGAUCCCAGUGCCUUCCUGGCCCCGAGAGACCUGGAGCAGCGCUGCCUGCACUCUCGCAGCGAGAGCGAGGACCUGCUGAGGGUCGGAGAGGACAACCUGUCCUCCAUCUCUGCCCCUGCUGGCUUCUACAAUCUCAACAAAGCAUCUCCUGCCUCGAGCAGGAAGUCGGCACCUUCUCUCAGCCGGACCAGCAGCCCCUCCUGCAGCCCGAAGACCAGCUCCGGAGGCCGCAGACCAGGCCGGCUACGCCUGCCCCAGCUCGGCAGCCGACACCGCCUCUCCAACAGCAAGGAGAGCCUGGACGGAGCCGCUAACGCCGAGGGGGACACACGAGACAGCGUGUCACAGGCGGACACAGAGGGCAGCGCAGCGGGGACGGCGGCGAUGGGAGACGGCAUCACGUUAGAAUCGCUGAGCAGCACCGAGGCGUCCAGCAGCCACUGUGAUGUGGUUCUGGUGAACGGGGACAGCAACGGGCUGAGCUCGGACUGCAGCACAGAGAGCAGCGUGGACCCUGACAGCUCACUGCUGCAGCACAGAGACAACAUUUGCCUGGACGCCAUCUACAACCUCUAUGCAAUAUCAUGCCAUUCAGGAAUCAUGGGAGGAGGCCACUAUGUGACAUAUGCCAAAAACCCCAACGAGAAAUGGUACUGUUACAACGACAGCAGCUGUAAGGAGGUUCACUCUGAGGAGAUCGACACCGACUCGGCCUACAUCCUCUUCUAUGAGCAGCAGGGCGUCGAGUACUCCCAGUUCCUGCCAAAGAUCGACGGCAAGAAGAUGGCCGACACCAGUAGCAUGGACGAAGACUUUGAGUCGGACUACAAGAAGUACUGCGUCCUCCAGUGAUCGUCUUCCAUCGCGCAGACACACACACACACACACACACACACACACACAGACACACACAGACACACACACACACACACACACCCCGCGCCGCUGUGAGCAGGAACGUUCAGACCAUUCAGAUCACAAACUGCUAACAAGAGUCAGACUGAGCUCUUUGUGUUUAGGACGUGUUGCAGCACUUUCUACACUUGAUCAAAAACAUGGAUUAGUGCAAACAUUUGCCAAGGCCACAAUAAAGCCGUGGUGAAAGCACUCAACUGGUGCACUUUGCUGAGCCCGACAAAACAAACCCCCACCCCUCCCCCCUCCUCCUCGUCCCCCUCCUCCUCCUCGCCAUAACAUUUAUGUAACAUUUAUCCGCUUAUUAACGCAUCUCUGAAUGUAUGCCAGUGUGGCCAAUUCAUUAAGUCUUCUUCUGCAUCAUCACCUGUGAUGUGAGGAUAAAAAGCAACACCUUCACCUGCAGUUAUGGCGUGACCAGUGUCUGGAUAUCUCACCUGAAGAAGAAGAAGAAGAAGAGGAAGGGCACAGAAAGGAUUCCAGGUGUAAAUUUCAGGCCAAUGAUUGGAUACGGUUUUAAACAGUCAAAUUUGAUGCCAUGAUGAUUACAUUUGGUAUCACAUCUUUUGGAUACUUUGUCGACGUUUUAGAGAAUGCUUCUCCAAAGGUUUUUAUUAGGGGGUAGUGUCACAUAAUUCAUACUACCUCAUCGCUUCAUGCAGUGUCGGCCAACUUCUCCCUAAACAUCCGUGACAGUAUUAUCAAUCACUGAAAUGUUUCCUCCUCUGUAGGAGCCAGGAGGCACACGUUUCAUGUCACUUCCCUCUCACAUGCCCUGAUGUGAAAACGAGGAGUGUGUUUGAUCCCACAGCUGCCAAAUAUCAGUGCUACUUAGUGAGAUUUUUUUAGCCUACAUUACCCAUAAUUCCCCUGUAAACUCAGAACACUGUAGUGUCACUCUGGGUUUGUCGAGGACAGUUGCCAUGAUUUUCCAAAGUGAGACGUUAAGAGAACAUUAUACAGUAUAUGUUUUUUGUUUUUGCAUCCUACAUUUUUUUUAUGAAUGAUUAAUUUUAUUGAAUUUCACGUUUCAGUUCUUUUUUAAGACGUUAGCAGCCUCUUCAGGUAGAGGAACAGACAUUUAUCGCAAAGCUACACGGGGGGGGGGGGGUCGAGCUUACUUUCACAGCAUCCAGCUUUCACCUGCUGCAACUCUCAACCGUCAGGCCACACCCACACGAAGAUGUUUUCAUUUUAGAACGCAUAAACUACAAAAGCAAGUAAUUCAACAUCAAUAACUUAUUUUAGACCCUGAUUCCCUUGGUGUCUAACAGCUGCUGUGACGCAGCUAAACGUUUUAUAUUUUCAUGCUCCUCAGGACGCGUGUUAUUACUCCCAUUGAAUCCUGUGUGCAUCACCAGCCCUACUUUCAGCACUUUUGUGUGUGUGUCUAUUUACACCUGCACAUGCACGCCCAGUAUACAUAAUUUUAAGGGUUAUGACAAUACCACAUUUUUAAACCUCAUUAAGACUUCUGUAAAAAUCAAACAUGUCAAUAUGUUUGGAUAUCACUGCAACAAAAAUAGAAGUCCUAUUCACCUCGUAUUGAGUCAUCUCUUAUUUUUAAGAGAUUUUUUUUUUUUUUUUUACCAAAAAAACAUUGCAGGCACACUUCUCCACGCUGUCUUGAUUCAGACGGUUCUCUCUCUUGUUUCUCUCACGGCAGCUUUUGGUUAAAAGUAUGACUGAAGAUCUGUAGUUUACUCAGAACUUUGAUUUUUUACGAUACUAUAAAUCUGCACAAUGACACAAACUGUAUGGUUUUCAAACAUGUGGUAUUGAAAAAUUAUAUGAAUUGUAGGUGAUUUGCGUUUUCAGGGCGUGUUAAUGUAGACAGAGAUUAGUCUUAACACUGUGUUGAGAAAACUUGUGUUGAUAAAGAUUUGUUUCUUUAAAAAAACAUUUUCAAAUGGAAACAUCGUCGUGUGGAUUAAGCCGGAAAGUCAGCUAGAAAACCAGAAUUUUCAGGAGGUUUGAAGUCUGUCUUCAAAGGCUGCUCAUGAAACAUCUUUCUAUAAAUUCUGAGCUCUUAAUGCCACUCUUCUUAAAAACACAUCCCCAGUAACAUUUGAAUUAAACAUAUUAAACUCUUGGUCCUACUCUCCAAUAGUCCCCGAAGCUCAUAGAUAAAUCGUAACUCGUUUAGUCAUGUGCACCAUUAAAGCCUUCAUUUACAACAAACCAUAAAGUCCUGUGCUGUUAGGUGCUCUGUGUCAAAAUCUAGUUUUAGUGUGUAACGUAUCAAACUUGAUAUCACUCUGACUGUAUGUGGUGCAUAUUCCUAAAUAAAUACAUGUUUUAUUCAUUUAUCAUAAAAUGCACUCAUUUUAAAAAAAGACACCCGCUAGGGCAAGGACACUGCAAAAUCUCAACUCUUAGAAAGUGUAUUAGUAUCAUUUCUAUUCAAGAAUAUCUCAUGACAUUUCAUUCAAACAACAUUCAUCUGACAACUCCAGAUAAGCAUCUAAUUUCAAGAUUUAAAAAGCAAAACAUGAGGUCUGAAUUGCUUGUUAUGGGUACAAUUUCCUUCCAAUGCAGUGAUUUAAAAAAAGAGAUGUAACGUAUUAUCUCAAGAGACUUCACAAGCAUUUUUCUUGCUUCACUGUUUUAACUCAUUACAAGAAAUUCAGACCUCAUUUUUUGCUUUUUAUAUCUUGAAAUAAAAAGAUUAUCUGGACCUGUCAGGUGAAUGUGGGUAUUUUUAUCCUCUUGCUAAGAGUGGAGUUUGUGCAGUGAAGGGUUUGUAAAUCUGUUUGUAAAUGGAGAUACUGAAAAACUGUAUCAGCUCCUUCAUGCCUGCUUUAUACAGUGUCUUGUUGAGAGCUGCAGCAGGAUGAGUCUGCUCUGUAAAAGCUUCACUACAUAACUGGACCCCUAACAUUUCAUUUGUUUACCGUUUGCUGCAUCUAAAUAUCAUCGGCCAGAUAUCUUCUAACUCCCGCUCCUCCUUUCAUGGUUUCUUGAUGUGACUUUUCAGAGAUGAACAAACCUGUAUGGUUUUUUUUUUGCUGUGUGGUGUCCGGUCUGGUGUGUAGCAGCAUGCGUAGGGCUCGGUCUAAUCACUGUGAACAGAAAAAGCAGCUCCCCGAAAAUUCCCCCACUUCUCGAUCACAGGAGACGAUUCUGUGUGCUCGCCCCCUUUUUUUCUUUUAGCUGCUGUAUUUAUGACGAGAAGGCGCCAGUGUGGAUGCAUUUGGAGAGAUAUUUGUGAACUGAAUGAAACUUUAUUUUCCUUAGCAUUUGUUGAACAAAUGGAAAUGUACAGAUGAGUGCUAUUUAUGUUUGUUUCGCUCCGCUCUCUUCUUUUUUUCCCCCUCCACCCCUCCUGCCUUUGUCCGUGUUUCAAACGUCAUGAAUUCACUCAAAGGGAAAGUGUGUCUCUUGAGAACCCAGUUUGUAAUGUUUGCUUCAUUUUAAAGGUGCAAUAGCUGUCAAAUUGUCAUGUUUUUGGCUAUGAAUGAUUACUCGAACGGCUAACUGUUUGAUGCUAAGCUAACCACACCUGUAGCUUGGACUGAAUUAGCAAACACACAUUUAUAGUUGGAGUAAAUUUCAGCACAAUUUCAAAAAGACUGAGCUUGGACGCUGAGAUUGGACUGAUUAUAUGAACCACACAGAUGUAUAUUAAGCCCCUCCCCCUCCCCUGAAGCCCCGCCUACUUGUCCCCCACCCUACCAGAAGAGUAGUUCGGCGUGUCGGCAGGCAGUGCAAUCUACUACUGAGCUGUCUGUAAGUGUCUGUAGCCACUUUUUAUUUAAGUUCAUUUCUGUCCGAUCUGAACCAGAGUUGUUAAUUUAAAUAACUUUUUUUGUAACGUGUUUGUUGAAAGAAAGUGACAUCGCACUGACAUGAAAAACAUGUACAUAAAAAAAAAAAGUGUUUUGUAAAUAAUCCGAUGAAAACGAUGUAUUUGAAUAUGAACUGUACAAAAUACUGUACUUGUAGUUGUAUAUGGAGUGAUACCGUUGAUCUGUAACAAAAUAUUCAAGCAACAAAUUAAAUUCUGCAGAGGAAACGACGA